Molecule: messenger RNA, 554 nt
Organism: Triticum aestivum (bread wheat)
Lineage: Eukaryota; Viridiplantae; Streptophyta; Magnoliopsida; Poales; Poaceae
Exons: 2
Coding region: 111-431 (106 amino acids)
Source: RefSeq, a predicted model, not a curated record
UCCUCAUUUUUCGUUAUGACAUAUAUAUUAGCUACCUCGGUUGUCUCAACACCCAGGUUUAGAAAUAAAGGUAGCAUUGAAAGAGCAAGAACAACUUCUUGUAUAUAUCCAUGGCGGACCGGAGCAACAUCGGAAACCUUGGGUUGGCGGCGACAGUCGCCGUGGUUUCAACCGGCAUCAUCCUCAUCUCCUUCCACCUCAUCCGCCGCCUCAAGGAUGAUACCAAGCUAGACAAUAUCGCGGCGCAAGAACAACAGAGCAAGACGAUCAAGAAGGAGAUGCAGCUCACGGAUGACGUGUUGGCGGAUCUCUUCCCGGACGAUGAGGAGUUCUCCAGCUGGCUAGAGGGUAUGACAGUGACUGGUGGCCUCAUCCAGUCACCGCUACGAAGGGUCCCUCGAUUCGACAAUUUGGCAGACGCGCUUAAUUAAUUAGCUUGUAUUGCAGCUAGUCGGACAACAAGAAAUUAAGCAACAUUUUGCAUGCACAUCUAGUCAAGUUAAUUGUUAUUACCAUCUCAUUUAUAAUAAUCAAGGUGUUUAAUUCGAGAUGCA